Saccoglossus kowalevskii is the source of this 348-nucleotide messenger RNA. Its product is annotated as ER degradation-enhancing alpha-mannosidase-like protein 1. Lineage: Eukaryota; Metazoa; Hemichordata; Enteropneusta; Harrimaniidae. Gene Ontology annotation, molecular function: mannosyl-oligosaccharide 1,2-alpha-mannosidase activity; calcium ion binding. The record is from RefSeq and is a predicted model, not a curated record. Gene Ontology annotation, cellular component: membrane. Gene Ontology annotation, biological process: mannose trimming involved in glycoprotein ERAD pathway; carbohydrate metabolic process; endoplasmic reticulum mannose trimming.
AUGGCAAAGUUGUGUUAUUUAUGUUGGUUUUUUGGUCUGGUGCUUUACCUGUCAACACUGCUGCUGUCCUCGGGGAGACUAAACUUCUUCAAGAAUAGAUCUGGUGUUUACGACCGCAAAUAUAGCUCAUUCCCAGAGUCAGAGCGUCUAAAACGUCUGGAAGACGUCAAACGGAUGUUUUAUUUCGGUUACGAUAACUACAUGAAAUAUGCUUUCCCGCAGGAUGAACUUGAUCCCAUACACUGCAAGGGAAGAGGACCUGAUCGGGAGAAACCAGACAACAUCAAUAUCAAUGAUGUUCUGGGUGACUAUUCUCUGACCCUGGUCGAUGUCUUGGAUACGUUAGCU